AUGUUCAGCUGGCUGGGUACCGACGACCGCCGGAGGAAGGACCCCGAGGUCUUCCAGACGGUGAGCGAGGGGCUCAAGAAACUCUACAAGAGCAAGCUGCUGCCCCUGGAAGAGCAUUACCGCUUCCACGAGUUCCACUCGCCCGCCCUGGAGGAUGCCGAUUUUGACAACAAGCCCAUGGUGUUACUGGUGGGCCAGUACUCCACUGGGAAGACCACUUUCAUCAGGUACCUGCUGGAACAGGAUUUUCCAGGCAUGAGGAUUGGGCCUGAGCCGACCACCGACUCCUUCAUUGCAGUGAUGCAGGGUGAGGUGGAGGGGACCAUCCCUGGGAACGCUCUGGUGGUGGAUCCUAAGAAACCCUUCCGGAAACUCAACGCCUUUGGCAAUGCCUUCUUGAACAGGUUCGUGUGUGCCCAGCUGCCCAACCCCGUGCUGGAGAGCAUCAGCAUCAUCGACACGCCAGGCAUCCUCUCUGGGGAAAAGCAGAGGAUCAGCCGAGGGUAUGACUUCGCUGCUGUCCUCGAGUGGUUCGCCGAGCGGGUUGACCGCAUCAUCCUGCUCUUUGACGCCCACAAGCUGGACAUCUCUGAUGAGUUCUCAGAAGUCAUCAAGGCCCUCAAGAACCACGAGGACAAGAUGCGGGUGGUGCUGAACAAAGCCGACCAGAUCGAGACCCAGCAGCUGAUGCGGGUGUACGGGGCUCUCAUGUGGUCCCUGGGGAAGAUAGUGAACACCCCGGAGGUGAUCCGGGUCUACAUCGGCUCCUUCUGGUCCCACCCCCUUCUCAUCCCUGACAACCGGAAGCUCUUUGAGGCCGAGGAGCAGGACCUGUUCAAGGACAUUCAGAGUCUGCCCCGAAACGCUGCCCUGCGCAAGCUCAAUGACCUCAUCAAGAGAGCCAGGCUGGCCAAGGUCCAUGCCUACAUCAUCAGCUCUCUGAAGAAGGAGAUGCCCUCCGUGUUCGGGAAGGACAACAAGAAGAAGGAGCUGGUGAACAACCUGGCUGAGAUUUACGGCCGGAUCGAGCGGGAGCACCAGAUCUCGCCUGGGGACUUUCCCAACCUGAAGAGGAUGCAGGACCAGCUGCAGGCCCAGGACUUUAGCAAAUUCCAGCCCCUGAAAAGCAAGCUGCUGGAGGUGGUGGAUGACAUGCUGGCCCACGACAUUGCCCAGCUCAUGGUGCUGGUGCGCCAGGAGGAGUCGCAGCGGCCCGCCCAGAUGGUGAAGGGUGGCGCGUUCGAGGGCACCCUGCAAGGCCCCUUCGGGCACGGCUACGGGGAGGGGGCUGGGGAGGGCAUCGAUGAUGCCGAGUGGGUCGUGGCCAGGGACAAGCCCAUGUACGACGAGAUCUUCUACACCCUGUCGCCGGUGGACGGCAAGAUCACGGGUGCCAAUGCCAAGAAGGAGAUGGUGCGCUCCAAGCUGCCCAACAGCGUGCUGGGCAAGAUCUGGAAGCUGGCGGACAUCGACAAGGAUGGCAUGCUGGAUGACGAGGAGUUCGCACUGGCCAACCACCUCAUCAAGGUCAAGCUGGAGGGGCAUGAGCUGCCCAAUGAGCUGCCCGCCCACCUCCUGCCGCCAUCCAAGAGGAAAGUUGCCGAGUGA
Molecule: messenger RNA, 1608 nt
Organism: Eptesicus fuscus (big brown bat)
Lineage: Eukaryota; Metazoa; Chordata; Mammalia; Chiroptera; Vespertilionidae
Gene: EHD3
Product: EH domain containing 3
Exons: 6
Coding region: 1-1608 (535 amino acids)
Biological process (GO): endosomal transport; endocytosis
Cellular component (GO): cytoplasm; plasma membrane
Molecular function (GO): GTP binding; protein binding; calcium ion binding
Source: RefSeq, a predicted model, not a curated record